Messenger RNA from Megachile rotundata (alfalfa leafcutting bee), 2694 nucleotides. It is a transcript of the gene mh, whose product is annotated as DNA-dependent metalloprotease SPRTN. Gene Ontology annotation, cellular component: nucleus. Gene Ontology annotation, biological process: DNA repair. The record is from RefSeq and is a predicted model, not a curated record. Gene Ontology annotation, molecular function: single-stranded DNA binding; metalloendopeptidase activity; polyubiquitin modification-dependent protein binding. NCBI's taxonomy places the organism in Eukaryota, Metazoa, Arthropoda, Insecta, Hymenoptera, Megachilidae.
ACUAGCAACAAUGUUUUUACUUUUAUUUUAUCUUUAUUCUUUACUACGCAUUCUAUAAAAAACUGGGUUUAGUAAAAGAGGAUGAUAAGUAAAAGGCGUGUUAUCUUUUUCUAACGUGAUUCUUGGUAGAAGCAGUGAUAUGCGAGAAAGAGAACAUUUCAAUCGUGUAUCUCUGUCCUUCAGAAUUGGUUCCAAAUUUUCUUAUAGGGCAUUCAAUCUAUGGCAACAUCUGGUUGCGUGUAGUACAGGUCAAUUUCAAAUGCUCCAAUGCAUGGUUUAAAGUGGUGGUGUCAUUGUUUCCAAAUUGACUGAUGUCAGUUGGAUGAUAUACGUUAACUUGAACUUUAUUGUUAUAUUACAUUAUUUAUUGUAUAUAAUAUCUAAAUUUACUAUUUAUAUGUUUACAGUCACAGUUGAUUCUGUACACGUAUAUCGUCUUUAAAUAAAAUGUCCUACAAUCUGUAGUUUUAGAUAUAAACAUUGUUAUUUAUAAUUUUUUGGAUAAUUAUUAAUAUUGAAAAGUUAUGAUACACUCAAAGAAUCGCGAUUUUGAAUUAGCAUAUGAAUUACAUCAACAAAAUAAUUGUCUUGGCUUGACAGAAAAUGCAAUUUUACCAGAAAAUAGAAAUAAAGAAAAUUAUAAGCCCAGAACAUUAAUUGAUCAGACUUUAGAACUAAUAGAUCCGACUCCUAACAUUCAUACAUUAUUUGUACAAUUUAAUGAACGUUUUUUUUGGAAUGUUUUACUUCCUGUUGAAGUUAAAUGGAGUAACAGAAUGACAAGUUGUGCUGGCAUAUGCAGUUUUCAUCCUAGGAAUCGGCAAUGUAUAAUUACACUUAGUGCACCAUUAUUAAAACUUAGACCAAGGAAAGAUCUUGUUGAAACGUUAUUGCAUGAAAUGAUUCAUGGAUAUUUAUUUCUCACAAAUAACAACCGUGAUCGAGAUGGCCAUGGUCCAGAAUUUUGUAAACAUAUGUAUAGAAUAAAUAAAGAAGCUGGAACAAAAAUAACUAUAUAUCACAGUUUUCAUGAUGAAGUUAGACUAUAUCAACAACAUUGGUGGAGAUGUAAUGGUCCUUGUCAAAAAAAAGCUCCAUACUUUGGUACAGUACGUAGAGCCAUGAAUCGUGCACCAGGUCCAUCUGAUUUCUGGUGGAAAGAACAUCAACAAACUUGUGGUGGUCAAUAUAUUAAAAUCAAAGAGCCAGAGAAUUUUAAAGCAAAAGGGUCAAAGCAAGCAAAAUCUGUUCCAAAAAGUGUUAAGUCACCAAAUGGCAUGUUCAAUUGGCUUACAAAAACUACACCAGUUAGUACAAAACCAAAAUCAUUGGAAAAUAACAAUAAAUUAUUAAAUGAAUUUAAAAAACUUGGAAACAAUACAAAUAAUGUUCAUGGAUGGGGUACAGGAGGGCCAAAUACUGUAAAUACUUCACAAAAGUCUAAUAGUCCUAGUUCUACUUUAGUUUCUAACAAAUCUAAAUUCUCCUCUUCUGAAAUACUUGGUGGAUCUAAAACAGGACAGAGUAAUCUACUGGACAGGUUUUAUAGUAAUAGUCAAUCCCAUGGAUCAAAUAUAAAUACUGUACUUCCAAAAAAACCAAUAAAUUUGGUAACUAACAGUCCAGUAACCAAAAAAGGAAAUAGUAACAAUAGUCAGUCACAAAAAGAGUCACAAAUAAAAUUUGUGGAAUGUCCAAUAUGCAGUAAUUUCAUAUUAAAUGAUGACAUAAAUAUACAUGUAGAUUCUUGUUCAAUAACAAAAAAUGAAAAAACAAAAACUAUGAUUAGAAGUAAUGACAAAUCUGUUAGUUCGCAAGAGAAAACAGAUUAUUUUUCACCUGUACAUAAAAGAAAAAACGAUACACAUAUAUUUUCAAAUAAACCGCCAAAAUUAAAUAAAUUAGAAAAUUCAACAAAAACUAAUUGUCCUGUGUGUAGUAAAACUUUUGAACUUGUAGAUAUUAAUGAACAUCUUGAUAAGUGCCUUUUAGAAACAGAUAAACAAGAUAAUAACUCGAUUUCUAAUUUAGAUGACACAAAUGAUAAAAAUGAAACUUUAAAUGGAAGUAUUAUUUCUAUAAGUAGUACAUCUAGUAGUACUUCAUCUUCUUCUUUAAAUGAAGAUUUAAAAGAUUCUCCUCUUACUCCAAAGCUUGGAAAAAAUAAAAUUGCUACCUCACACAAUUGUUUAGUUUGUAAUGCAUUUAUUCCGUCUGGGACGUCGUUAACUGAUCACCUAGAAGACUGUAUCGGUAAUGUUUUUAAGGAUGAUUUAUCAUUACCAAUUGACUGUGAUAACAAUGAAAUAUCAGAAAUAUCGGAAACAUCUUCAGCGAUAUUGAUUGAUGAAAAUAAUAAAUACCCUUGUCCUGUUUGUAUGCAAUUAAUAUUAGAAUCAUUUAUGAAUCAACAUUUGGACAUAUGUCUUAAAAGCUCAUAAUCACGAUAGAAUAUUUAGUAAUUUAUAUUAACUAAUGUAUACGAGAAAUAAUAGAAAAAUAUGAUUAUUCAUGUAUCCUUUAUUUAAACAUUUAACUUGUAUUUAUGUUAUUCUAGUUUUUUACUGCCGCUUUGUACUAUUUAUGAAUGAAAUAAAUAUAUUUUGUUUUAUAAAUUGAUAGUAUACUGUCAUUUGUCUGAAGGAAAUAAAUGAAUUCUUAUUACUUUAUAAAAGUAGAAUAAAAUAUAUUUUU